Messenger RNA from Osmia bicornis bicornis, 2054 nucleotides. Its product is annotated as CD63 antigen-like. The transcript has 8 exons. Gene Ontology annotation, biological process: oxidative demethylation. Bases 122 to 1105 code for a protein of 327 amino acids. Gene Ontology annotation, cellular component: membrane. NCBI's taxonomy places the organism in Eukaryota, Metazoa, Arthropoda, Insecta, Hymenoptera, Megachilidae. Gene Ontology annotation, molecular function: demethylase activity; oxidoreductase activity. The record is from RefSeq and is a predicted model, not a curated record.
GCCUUUUUCCCCAGAGGGAUGGCGACCAUGCUGAAGGGUGUAUCUUUAGUUCAAAAACAUCCUUCUCAAACUGUCAUUUUAAUAGUAUUAUUUAAUAAUAAUUAGUACUUUUUUUUGAAAAAUGGACACAGUUCGACCAUGUGGUUGUAAAGGAAUAAGAUCCUGUCUUCUUUGUGAAGCAGAAUACAACAUUGUGAAACCUGAUUUUAAAGCUUAUUUAGAGGGAUGUUCGAGUUACGUUUACUGCCCGCAUUGUAAUAAAUCUUGGCCCGGAUGGGAUAUUGAUUUAUAUAAAAGCCAUCCAAAUCACCAGGGAGAAGCCAUAGAAUUUCCAGGUGUAUACAUACAGUUAGGCUUCCUGAAUUCUUGUGAAAUUGCUUCAUUGGUGAAAGCACUCGAUGAUAUUCCUUGGGAAGCUUCACAAAGUGGAAGAAGGAAACAGAUAACUGGAAUCGUAUUUAUCGCAGUUGGUACUGUGAUUCUUGUGGUUUACAGUGGCUACAAUAAUUUUAUGGACAGUUGGUUCUUCGCAGCACCAGUAUUAAUGAUCACAGUAGGCGCUGUUGUAUUUAUUGUAUCAUUCUUUGGAUGCUGCGGUGCUGUUAAAGAGAAUCAUUGUAUGAUAUUAACGUUCUCUGUAAUGCUUCUUUUAAUCUUUGCACUGGAACUUGGUGCUGGUAUUGCUGGAUAUAUGAUGCAAGGAGAUGUUCACAAGAUGGUAGAAAAUCGAUUGAAUAUCACUAUGGGAGAAUAUUUAUCUAAUAAUGAUGUCCAUAGAUCUUGGGAUAUCAUGCAACAUGAUUUAAAAUGCUGUGGAAUGAACGACGCAACUGAUUGGGCUCGUGUGGGAUUCUCCGAAAAUAUUGUACCAAAUUCCUGUUGUAAAGAGAUACCAGACGGGGAUAAAUGUGAUUCAAAUUCAGUUCAUGUAUAUACACAUGGUUGUAUGAAAAAUCUUCAGGGUGCUAUUGAAAACAAUGCUUUGAUUUUGGGUGGUGUUGGCAUUGGUAUUGCUAUUAUUCAGUUAAUCGGAGUAAUCUUUGCUUGCUGUUUAGCUCGUUCAAUCCGCCGCGAGUACGAGACUGUCGAAACUGCAGCGCACUGAUUCGACACCCAUUAGGAGGCAUUAUAAAAUAUUAUUCGUCGUGCAUUCAUUAAGCGAAUAAUUCUAGAGUCGUCGCAAGACCAUUUACUUAGAACUUGGCCAUAAACUAACGAGUAUUCAUCCGCAGUCUAGUUUAAGAAGAAAUCAGAGUAUUGGAGAAUAUAAUUCAAUGUACUGCCAUUAUCUGCCAAAUGGUUGAAACCAAACUUCUGUUUCUUAGAGACUAUGUUACAAUGGGAAAUUUAAGCUCAUGGCAUAAGAAUGUUUGAAAAAGAGAUUAGAACAAUAUACACGUUUGAUUUUUACGUAUGUCCCAGUCUAGAAGGCCUUUGCCAUGCCUUGACUUGUUAAAAAGAAAAAUUGUUUUUUAAAUUUUGUAUUGUGACAUUAACAAAAUUUGUUAUAUAAUAUAAUUGUUUAAUGUUAGAGAUAUUUUUUCCAGCUUCACGUAUAUACACAACAAAUGUUUCUAUUAUUAAUGAUCUCUUUUAAAAAAGAAACAAAAAAAAAUUUACAAACCAGCACAUCUAUCAUAGUGUAUUUUUAAGCAAUUUUACAAAUUGUAUUCGAAAUAACUAUGCUCUUUUGUAUAGCUGUAAUUUGUAUAAUUUUAGUGUUAACAAAAAGAGAAUUAUUUUUGCAUUUUGCAAAAUUAUUCGAAACUUAGGGAUAAAAGUAUAUAACAAAGAAAAAGAAAACAAAAAAAUAUAUGAAACUUAACAGUAUUAUAUACUUUCAUUGAUAGUUACAUUAUAUUGUGACUUUAAGUAAAGUAAUUAUGUUGGGACCAAAAUUCUAAUUUCUUUGAUGAAAAUAUAAAAAAAUCAAUUCAACAAUCUGGCAUAAAGGACAAAGAAAAAAAUUUUGCGGCGACAAAUUUUUUUUUAUCGUUCACGCAGAAUAGCUUCCAAAAGUAUUACAAGCUUUGCGAAAUAAAAUUACAAACUUA